GCGGCGGCGCUGCCGGCCCUUCGGCUCCCGCGCCCGGCCCCGGCGUCGGCCAUGCUCCCGAGCCCGGCCGCGGCGCGCCCCCCGGCCCCGUGAUGAGGAGCGGCGCCGAGCGCAGAGGCAGCAGCGCCGCGGCGCCCCCCGGCUCGCCGCCCGCCGGCCGCGCGCGCCCCCUCGGCGCCGACGCGCCCCUCGCCCAGCCGCCGCCCGCCGCCGGCCCGCCCAGGGCCCGGGACGCCGGCGAUGGCCGCGCGCAGCCGCGCCCCCUGUUCUCGUGGAGCAAGUGGAAGAAGAGGAUGGGCUCGUCCAUGUCGGCGGCCACGGCGCGCAGGCCGGUGUUUGACGACAAGGAGGACGUGAACUUUGACCACUUCCAGAUCCUUCGUGCCAUUGGGAAGGGCAGCUUUGGCAAGGUGUGCAUCGUGCAGAAGCGGGACACGGAGAAGAUGUACGCCAUGAAGUACAUGAACAAGCAGCAGUGCAUCGAGCGCGAUGAGGUGCGCAACGUCUUCCGGGAGCUGCAGAUCCUGCAGGAGGUGGAGCACGGCUUCCUGGUGAACCUGUGGUACUCCUUCCAGGAUGAGGAGGACAUGUUCAUGGUGGUGGAUCUGCUGCUGGGUGGGGACCUGCGCUACCAUCUGCAGCAGAAUGUGCAGUUCUCCGAGGACACCGUGCGGCUGUACGUGUGUGAGAUGGCACUGGCCCUCGACUACCUGCGCAGCCAGCGUAUCAUCCACAGGGACGUCAAGCCUGACAACAUCCUGUUGGACGAGCAAGGACACGCCCACCUGACUGACUUCAACAUUGCCACCAUUGUCAAGGAUGGGGAGAGGGCAACUGCACUGGCUGGCACAAAGCCUUACAUGGCUCCGGAGAUCUUCUAUUCCUUUGUCAACGGCGGAACAGGAUACUCGUUUGAGGUGGACUGGUGGUCGGUGGGAGUGAUGGCCUACGAGCUGCUACGGGGAUGGAGACCCUAUGACAUCCACUCGAGUAACGCCGUGGAGUCCCUGGUGCAGCUGUUUGGCACGGCGAGCGUGCAGUAUGCGCCCUCCUGGUCCAAGGGGACAGUGGCCCUGCUGCGCAAGCUCCUGACCGUGAACCCUGAGCACCGGCUUGCCAGCCUCCAGGACAUGCAGGCGGCGCCGGCCUUGGCUGAUGUGCUGUGGGAUGAGCUGAGCGAGAAGAAGGUGGAGCCGGGCUUUGUGCCCAACAAAGGCCGCCUGCACUGCGACCCCACCUUUGAGCUGGAGGAGAUGAUUCUGGAGUCCCGGCCCCUGCACAAGAAGAAGAAGCGGCUGGCCAAGAGCAAAUCCCGGGACAGCAGCCGGGACAGCUCCCAGUCGGAGAAUGACUAUCUCCAGGACUGCCUGGACGCCAUCCAGCAAGACUUUGUGAUCUUCAACAGGGAAAAGCUGAAGAGGAGCCAGGACCUGAUGAACGAGCCGGCCCCUGUCCCUGAGCCAGAGUCCGGGGCGGACAGCGAGGCGGAGCGCUCUGCCCUGCCCAUGUGCUCUCUGUGCCCCUCGGGCGGGAGCAGCUAGGCCCCAGGGCCAACUCGCCACAGGCUGGAGACCCGGCGCCGUCGUGGGAGGCCCAGCACUGCGUUCCUCAAUGGGGCCCUGGCCAUAUUUCACACCCAGGGUGCAUGGCGAUAGCAAGCCGUGGCUACAGCUGCCAGGAGCUGAGUGCCCAGGCAGGGCAGGCGGGGGCCAGGGAGGCCAGUGCCACCUGGCUCAGUCACCUGCAGUGUCCUCUCU
Messenger RNA from Ochotona curzoniae (black-lipped pika), 1757 nucleotides. It is a transcript of the gene STK32C, whose product is annotated as serine/threonine kinase 32C. Gene Ontology annotation, molecular function: G protein-coupled receptor kinase activity; G protein-coupled receptor binding; ATP binding. The record is from RefSeq and is a predicted model, not a curated record. The transcript has 12 exons. Lineage: Eukaryota; Metazoa; Chordata; Mammalia; Lagomorpha; Ochotonidae. The coding region runs from base 93 to 1541 and encodes 482 amino acids. Gene Ontology annotation, biological process: protein phosphorylation; regulation of signal transduction; G protein-coupled receptor signaling pathway.